AUGGCACAAGAUAUUGUUACUCCACCAGUUCCUUUUGAUUUUGAACUCUUGGUUGAUGAUCCCGAUCACCUUAGAACUGUCAAAGCCUCAUCCAGCAGGAAAGACCCAUGGAUUGAACCUGAAAGGUUAAAGCUCAGACACAGGAUUGGUCGAGGACCCUUUGGUGAUGUUUGGUUAGCAACUCAUCAUCAAUCAACUGAAGAUUAUGAUGAGUAUCAUGAAGUUGCUGCCAAGAUGUUACCUCCAAUCAGAGAGGAACAUAUGAAGACUGCAUUAGAGAAAUUUUGUGAAUUAUAUUUCAAUUGUCAAGGAGUGCCUAGGGUGUGCUGGCUACUUGGGAUUUCAAUUUUAAAUGGAAGGAUAUGCAUCAUUAUGAAUUUUUAUGAGGGAUCAGUUGGUGACAAGAUCGCCAGACUCAGAGAGGGAAGGAUUUCAUUGCCUGAUGUUCUGAGGUAUGGUAUUGAUCUCGCUCAAGGUAUUCUGGAACUUCACUCAAAAGGGAUCCUAGUUCUCAACCUUAAACCAUCCAAUGUGCUUCUCGAUGAUACUGAUCAAGCAAUACUGGGAGAUGUUGGUAUUCCAAAUCUUCUGUUUGGUUCCUCAUUCCUAAGCUCAGAUACUGCCAAUAGGCUUGGUACUCCAAAUUACAUGGCUCCAGAACAAUGGCAACCAGAAGUGAGGGGCCCUGUAUCCUUUGAAACAGAUUCAUGGGGAUUUGGGUGCACUAUUGUGGAAAUGUUGAUUGGUAAUCAACCUUGGUAUGGGUGUCCUAUUGGUGAAAUAUACCGAUCCGUUGUUGAGAAGUAUGAAAAACCCCAGAUUCCUGAUGGCCUUCCUUCUUUAGUUGAAAAUGUCCUCAGUGGUUGCUUUGAAUAUGAUUUGAGGAAUCGCCCUUCAAUGGUAGAUAUUUUGGCUGUCUUUAGAAGCUCGUGGAAUGCAGUAGCCAAUGAUGGAGGAUGGAGAUAUCUUGGAAUUCAGAAGACUAUAGCAAAAUCAAGUAGCACUGGCUACACACAGUGGUCCCUCUCCAAGGAUCAUCUUCAGGUGGGUGAUACAGUGCGCUCUAGAAAGCCUUCCAAUUCAUGCAAUCCACAGAACAUGGAGGUCCCAGAAGGAAAUGUUGUUGGUAAUGCAGAUCAUGGAUUUGUUUUAGUGAGGCUCCAUGGAGUUCAUGACCCUGUAAGGAUUCAUGCAUCGACUCUUGAACGUGUGACCAAUGGUCUAGGAGCUGGGGAUUGGGUGCGGAUGAAAGAAGAAGAUGACAAACAUUCGCCGGUGGGUAUUCUUCAUUCUAUCAAUCGUGAUGGCAGAGUGACUGUCGGAUUUAUCGGCCUACGAACUCUUUGGGAAGGAAACUCUUCAGAACUUGAAAUGGCAGAAUCUUACUGCGUGGGGCAGUUCAUUAGGCUGAAACCCAAUGUUUUAAGUCCCCGAUUUGAAUGGUCGCGCAAAAGGGGAGGUGGCUGGGCUACUGGUAAGAUUUCUUGGAUCCUACCAAAUGGGUGUCUAGUUGUCAAGUUCCCAGGCAUGUUGAACUUCUGGGAUGCACCAAGCAGUUUCUUGGCUGAUCCCUCUGAGGUUGAUGUGGUUAAUUUUAAAAGUUGUCCAAAUAUGAUAGAGAAGUAUCAACAUGUAGAGGAUCACCACUGGGCAGUAAGACCUCUUCUAAUUGCAUUUGGCCUUCUUACUACUGUUAAACUAGGGAUGUCAAUUGGAAAGAAAAUUGGGAGGAACAUGAAUGUGAAUGCAAUGGAGAAUCAAAGUCAUUAUACCGAUAGCCAGAAUGCUAGCAGCCCUACAUCUACAUGGACAUCUUCAGUUGCUAACAUCCUUUUCAGAGAAGGUGUUAACUUGCCCACUGGUCGCUAG
Sphenostylis stenocarpa is the source of this 1869-nucleotide messenger RNA. Lineage: Eukaryota; Viridiplantae; Streptophyta; Magnoliopsida; Fabales; Fabaceae. The record is from the annotation of a GenBank genome assembly.